AUGCUGUUCAUUGACUACAGCUCAGCCUUCAACACCAUAGUACCCUCCAAGCUCAUCAUUAAGCUUUGGGCCCUGGGUCAGAACCCCGCCCUGUGCAACUGGGUCCUGGACUUCCUGAUGGGCCGUCCCCAGGUUCUGAAGGUCCAUUGCAAGACUAAACCCUACAUGUGUAAGCAGGAGCUCCUUGUUUUCCCCAGGCCCAUCUGUAUGGUGUCCAACCUUAUCCGGAGCUGGCAGAAGUGGGUGUCCGAGAUCAAAGACAAGCUGGCCAAGGAGCCUAUCAGCUGGGCUCCUGACCCCCUAAGAGAGCUUUGGGUCGAACCACCAAAGACACCAAGCACCACUAAAUUAGGAACCUGGCAGAAGGAGUCCCGGAUCAAGACCAAGUAGGUGGGGAAGACUGUGACCAGCGGCGUUCAGGAGAGGAGUGUGGGAACUACAUUUCUGACCGAGCUCAUUUGUAUGGAGGCUCCACCGCCAGGGGAGGAGAUAGACAGGACUCUGAGUAAGAGGGGGUCGCUCGCACUCUACAGAAAGUGCUAAGUAUCGAAACUGACCCGCAGCUGGAAGCAGAAGAAGGAGCGGAGUGUAACGAGAAUUUGGAGAUGGGCACAUGUGGACACAGAGGAAAGUGGGUACUCUGAGGCAGAGAAAAGGACCCUUGAGGCAGAGGGCGGCCAAGAUAAACCUGGACAGACAGACAACUCUAAACCUGGACAGAUGGACAGCACUGAACCUGGACAGACAGAUAUCUCUAAACCUGGACAGAGAGACAGCACUGGGUCAUCCGGGAAGGCCUUGCAGAGGGAUAGUGACGGCAUCUCACCUAAAGGGGAAGUUGAGUCAUGGGUGAGGGUCAAAAGACCCUCCAGCUCAGUGAGCAAAAAGGAGUUGGAUGACGCCAACAAGAUCAACACUCUCUCAAAGAAGUACAGUGCCCUGGGCGAUCUGAAGAGCCGCUGGCAGAACUGGUCCUCGAUGAACACCGUCAACCAGAAGCUCAACCCCUUUAAUGAGGACUUUGAAUACUCCAUGUCCCUACGCCUCCACAAAGGCGAGGAGGGUUACGGACGUCCCAAGGAGGACACCAAAACAAACAGCCGAACGUGCCACGUUGAGAUAGCCGACAUGUGCUAUGUGAUCAGGACUAUGGACGACCCAGAUCCGGACAGGAAGACCCUCGUCACUUUCAGAGAACUGUUUGAUAGAUACGUACGCGUCUCUGACAAGGUGGUGGGGAUUCUUCUGAGAGUCAAGAGGCAUGGGAAGGUGGUGUUCGAGGGGGAGAUGCUGUGGCAAGGGCAGGAUGAUGGUGUUAUCAUCACCCUGUUGGUGUGA
Oncorhynchus masou masou (cherry salmon) is the source of this 1338-nucleotide messenger RNA. RefSeq names its product actin binding Rho activating protein b (gene abrab). Gene Ontology annotation, molecular function: actin binding. Gene Ontology annotation, biological process: positive regulation of Rho protein signal transduction; positive regulation of transcription by RNA polymerase II. Gene Ontology annotation, cellular component: sarcomere. NCBI's taxonomy places the organism in Eukaryota, Metazoa, Chordata, Actinopteri, Salmoniformes, Salmonidae. The record is from RefSeq and is a predicted model, not a curated record.